AUGAAAAUUGUACCCUUCGUUACAGCCGUCUGCGCCCUCGUGGCAAGCGUUGACGCCUCUAACUAUUAUACCGUCUUCACAAGCAUAUCCAGUGGACUCAACGUCACACUCAACGGUACCACAAACGGCAUCGAGUUCGGUCCAGGCAGUCCCUGUCGCUAUUGGACCCGUUAUGAAGUGGCUCCUGAGAUCAACGACUGGACCUACUACAGUAUCCGUGCCAGGCGCGGACAAGUAUACUUCCGAUAUCCCGAAUACCGGCCUCGAGCAAUCGCACAAGCUGCCUCGAAGCCAUCCUUAUUCCGAAUUGAGGUUGACAGAGAAGGAUCCUAUGUCGUUGCCCUAGAGUCUGAAACUGGCGAAAAACUUGCUUGGACUGCCGAGAGAAACACGACCGCUCCCAACCGGAAUAUGGUCGUUAGUUUGCAGCCGUAUAAACGCAGCAGGGCCCAACGCUUCAAAAUUGCCGAGGAGUAUGUUGACCCAGACGAUUGCUAG
This is a messenger RNA of Trichophyton verrucosum HKI 0517, 498 nucleotides long. RefSeq lists its product as uncharacterized. The record is from RefSeq and is a predicted model, not a curated record. The transcript has a single exon. Bases 1 to 498 code for a protein of 165 amino acids. Lineage: Eukaryota; Fungi; Ascomycota; Eurotiomycetes; Onygenales; Arthrodermataceae.